This is a messenger RNA of Aedes aegypti (yellow fever mosquito), 3915 nucleotides long. RefSeq lists its product as uncharacterized. NCBI's taxonomy places the organism in Eukaryota, Metazoa, Arthropoda, Insecta, Diptera, Culicidae. The coding region runs from base 1016 to 3811 and encodes 931 amino acids. Gene Ontology annotation, molecular function: lipase activity. The transcript is spliced from 8 exons. The record is from RefSeq and is a predicted model, not a curated record. Gene Ontology annotation, biological process: lipid metabolic process.
GUCGAUCAGUCUUCGUCGGUUGCUUAGACGGUUCGGAAGUGCGCUGCUCUCACAAACUCACAAAAAGCGUGCUCUGUGUCUUUUGGCUGCGGGGGCUUCUGCAUCGCGAACGACGUUGUGUUGUUGGUGUAGUUGUUCGAAAACAAGUUGCAUUGUUGGAUAAAACGGCGACACAAAACUACAUGCGUGAAAAAUUACAUAAUUUUUAAAUGAUAUACUAGUGUGUUGUGUGGUGCUCUGAAGAAGUACAGCUGAGAGGCUCUGUCGUUGACAUUGCUUGAAACGAAAUAUUUUAGUGUGAGACAUCUUAUCAAUGAGAUCUUCGAUGAUUCAUUGAGAGAUACUAGGUUGAAUAUGUACGAUUUUGGUGAAUGUUCAAUGUAACUUUUACCACCAAAUUAAUGUAAAUCAGUCAUUAACGCGCCUUAUAUGAGAGUGACAAAAAGUUCAUUUAAAAAGUUGAAUGCAAUCGAUCAGUGGCUAAAACAAAGGAAAAGGCACCAAAAAGUGUAUUUCGUUGUCGAUGUAAUAAUACUUGAAGUGAAAGCAACAUGUGAAAGCAGAUACGCGUCUCCGGGCCUUCCACCGAUUCCACGAUUGAAGGAAAAAAGUCAGUUGUUUACAUUUUGCGCUUGAGCUUUUAUUCACCCGUCGAAUCCGUUGAUUUGAUCUUUUAUUUCGUUUUGUUCGCGUACCGAUACCCUAAAAGUGAAGUAUUUUUCAAAUAAAGAAGAAAAAUUUCAUAGACGAAAAAAAGUGUCGAAGAUCACUGACAUUUUUCCUCUAUCCUUGGGCAGUGAACGGUAACCGUGGCAACCCAAGUAAGGGAUGAAAGUGAGGCUGCGUCACGUUUUAUAAAUGAAAGGCACCUUGUCCAGCCUACUAUUGAAGUCGAUUGAGUUGAGGGAAAGAGCCGUGAUAGGAGCAACCCGAGUAGCAACUUCAGCAGGCUGUUGCAGUUUAUGUCCGUCGUCCCCCUGGUGGUGUCCCCAAGUGACUGUAUAGAUCCGCGUAAAUGAUGUUAUUGGCAAAAGCUUUGCUGGUGUGCUGUUUUACGAUACUCGCCGAACUCAGCGUGAUUGAAGCUUUUCAAAAUAACGAAUUCAUCAAUGAUCUGUUGGAGGAGCGAAGGCAUUACGAAGCUGCUCAAAAAUCCAUCGCUGAGUGGAGAAGCGCACUUGCAAGAAACAGGAAGAAACGAGCUGAUAAAGUUGUCUGCUAUGGAGAGUUGGGGUGUUUCGAAGAAACUGCAUACCUGGAAAUGCUUCCAUCGCCACCGGAGGAAAUAGACACGAAAUUUUUCGUUUAUUCUGCCAAGCACCGAAGCGAAAAGCCCAUCCUGGAGUUUUUCUACGACGAGAUAGCGAAAACGAAUAACGGAACGACACCACCUCCGCCAACACCCGCUCCGACUCAAUCGACAACUUCGAAGGCAACCAAUGGAACGACACCGGUCAAGCAUCGCUAUGCACCGCAAAAAAUCUUCGAAAAAUUCGGAAGCUUGGAAAACGUGACGGCCAGGGCAAUCAUACACGGUUUUGGAUCGAGCUGUACGCACGUCUGGGUCUAUGAGAUGCGGACGGCACUCAUGGCAGUGGAAGAUUGCAUUGUUAUAUGCAUGGACUGGGAGAACGGUGCCACGCUGCCGAAUUACGUCCGAGCGGCUGCCAACACACGUCUCGUCGGGAGGCAACUAGCCUAUUUGUUGAAGGGACUUGAAGAACAUAAUAAACUUAACAUGUCUCGAGUUCAUUUGAUCGGUUUCAGCUUAGGUUCCCAUGUGGCCGGAUUUGCCGGAAUGGAACUCAAAGGUCUGCAGCGCAUAACGGGGCUUGACCCUGCGGGGCCACUCUUCGAGGCACAGCACCCACAUGCCCGACUUGACGAUACCGAUGCCGGCUUUGUGGAUGUGAUCCACUCGAAUGGAGAAAAUUUGAUUCUCGGCGGUUUAGGCUCAUGGCAGCCAAUGGGCGCCGUUGAUUUCUAUCCGAAUGGCGGGCGUGUGCAACACGGCUGCUCGAAUCUCUUUGUGGGCGCCGUAACCGACAUAAUCUGGGCUCCUCCGGCUUCGGUUGAAGGACGCUCACUAUGCAACCAUCGAAGAGCUUAUAAAUUCUUUAUCGACUCAGUGGCACCAAAAUGCUUGUUCCCUGCAUUUCCUUGUGAUAGUUAUGAAAAUUUCCUAAAAGGAGAAUGCUUCUCAUGCAGCCGAUCGGAAAACGGAACCGAGUCAUCCGUUUGCGGAAACAUGGGAUAUUAUGCGGAUCGAUCAAUUGGACGAGGUCAGCUGUACCUGAAGACGCGCGAAGAGGAACCUUUCUGUGCCCAUCAAUACAAGCUGGAAAUCCAAAGCUCCCCCAAUGAGCUGCCUUUGCGUACACUUGGACGACUGGAGGUGGAAUUAGAAAGUGACGGUGGUCUGACGGAGGUGUUCACCAUUACCGAGAAGGACGAUGCUGAACUUUUCGCAGGAGAAAUGAUUUCGCAAAUUCUUGUGCCGCAUCCUGCGUUGGGCUUUCCGAAGAACAUUACGCUAACCUACACGACCUACAAAGGAUGGCUCACAAGAGGAUUAUCUUCGUGGAGCAUUAACAAAGUUGUUCUAAGCGACGGAUUUGGAAAGAGCUUUUCUCUGUGCAAGCAGAUGCAUUUGGACUCCAAUUCCCCACUGCACAUGACGCUCUUACCUGGGGAGUGUGAAGAUGAAGACGAUUACAUCCACCAGCAAACCGAUGAAGAUCAUUCAACAGAUUCUCCAGAGGAGAGCGAUGAAGGUGAUGACUAUGACGAUUCUUCCAAGGGACAAAGCAACGAAAGAAACGACGUCAACCCACAUGCAUAUGCUUCGCAUGGAUUCCGUGGUAAAGGACCCCAUAUCGAUUAUGACAAAAAUAUAGACAACCAGCCGUGGCAACCGAUUGUCAUUGACCUACCGAGAAGUUAUCGAAAUACGGAUACAAACAGCUCAUAUCCAGUGUAUAUCACUCCUUCCACAACGAAUCCCCCUACGACCACAAGAGAGGAGAUUAGUGAACCAAUUUUGAAGCGAGUUCAACAUGAGCCACGCAAGCUACAAAACAAAAGUAACGAUCGCACCAACGAUAAGAGAUCAAUUGAAACGCCCCCUAGCAAGGACUCGACAGCUACAGCACCACCACCGCCACCACCUCCCACGACGGAUAACAAAUUGAUCACCGUGCAGCUGUUCCCUUACAGAUUUGCGAAUGUUUUCGAAAAAGCAGAACGAUACGCAAGACUGACCUUAUUGCCAUUACUGACGGAACAAUUUCCACAGUUUUUUAGAACAACCAAGCCAGAUGAUGAAGAAACCCCACUAGAGAAUGUAGAGUUCAAUGAGACGGAACCAAUCCCAAGUCCCACAAUGUAUAAAACGAACCGGACCAACAAGUCAGCAGUAGUAGAUAGGCGGUCCGAUUCUCAUGUCACAACAGUCAGUGAAUCACACGGAGAGCAGAGAAAUUUCAACAGUGGAGAUAAGCUGGACAUUCUCCCGCCCAGUACCCGCAAAGCUUAUAUCAGCGAAGAUGCCCUAUUCGACAUGCACCGAAUAGAGGAGUCCAGCACUAGAGUGGAGGAUGCAUCUCGGCGGAACGACGAUGUCGACGAUCAGGAGGAAACCAUUCGGAUAGACUUGCCAACCUUCAGACCUCCAAAGUCGAGGAUGAUACCGCUUGACCAACAGCAAUCGAGAUUCAUCCCACUGAACUACAAGGACAGCAACCAGGAGCAAACGACAAGCAGCAUAAGCAACGUGAUGGGUGAUAUAAAACCAAAUGAUAGCAAAAGCUGAAGGAGAGAGAAAUUGUGACAGUAUUUAAUUAUAUGUAAUUAUCGAUAAGAAUUAACGAUUUAAUUAUUAGCGAAAUUAUACGUACUUUAAAACGUUUGUUUCUA